Molecule: messenger RNA, 3553 nt
Organism: Polyodon spathula (Mississippi paddlefish)
Lineage: Eukaryota; Metazoa; Chordata; Actinopteri; Acipenseriformes; Polyodontidae
Product: myb-like protein V
Exons: 23
Coding region: 366-3149 (927 amino acids)
Cellular component (GO): nucleus
Source: RefSeq, a predicted model, not a curated record
AAAAUGUAGUGGAAAUAUAGAUGACAUAGUUAUUUGUUACUUUGGUGAUACUACGUCAGUAUUGUAUUAUAUUUUGUGUCGUCCCCCCCGCCCCUUCUUUUUGAGCUCCCUGGUGGUUCAUGCAGUUUCCAAUUUCUAGCGGGAGAAAAAGGAAAUUAAAUAGAGUCACUGUAAGUAUAGUUUUGUAGUAGAAUUGCCAGAAGAGGGGAAUUAUAGUGGGUCAUUUUCAACGGGAUUAGAAUAAUGAGAAUUACGUCCAGAAAUGUUGUUUUGUUCAUAAGACGUGGAUAGUUAAAACUAAACAUACAGUUUGCUGUUCCAGUUCCGCCUAAUGUAAAAACCACUGGGUUCCUGCCAAAGACAAAAUGAGUGCCAUUAAAAACAUCCUGAGAAACAUUCGAAAUGAAUUUGAAUCAGAUUCAAGGGAUGAAAUAGAUUAUGAAGCUGCACCCACACAGAAGUUCCCGCAGAUUUCACAUCAUGAGACUGAUAUCUCAUCAAUUACGAAGACUAGUUUCUUGGAGGAUGAAGAUAGUAAUCUUUAUGAUAACCCUCUCCACAGCACUGCACUGGGGGAUGAGCAUAGUGCACAGAAGAAACAUGAAGCAGUGUCUCACAAUAAGCCAAAGAAAGAUAAGGCAGUGUCUAAGAAAAACAAAGGAGUUACUAGCAAGACACUGAGACCUGUGGCAAAGACACAAAAACCAACCUCACGCUCACUGAAGCGUCUUUCUGAGAAGCCGGAAAGAGAGGAUAGUAGUGAUUUGGAAAGUGAAGCCUCGAUCAAAGAACCUGAUCCUGUAGACAAUACCCUGCCGUCGGAGGCACAGACAGAUGCCACAGAAAAGUCUGAUCUAGAACAAAGCAGAGCAAAGGCAGGGAAGAAGUAUGCUGCUGUGAGCAAACCCAGAAGGCCGUCUCCCUCUGUAGAGGAAAGCUCAGAUCAGGAAGAGUCUGAAUUGGGUUCUCAGAGUCCAGAUUUAUUGUCACAGUCACAGAGGGUUGCCAGAAAAAAGUCCGGACAAGUACAGAGCAGAGCAAAGGCAGGGAAGAAAUCUGCUGCUGUGAGCAAGCCCAAGUCUCCAGGAAAGCAGACAAGGAGAAUGUCCCCAGGUGUAGAGGAAAGCUCAGAUGAAGAAGCUUCUGACCUGACCUCGCCAUCGCAGGCACAGACAGAUGCCACAGAAAAGUCUGAACUACAACAGAGCAGAGCAAAGACAGGGAAGAAGUAUGCUGCUGUGAGCAAACCCAGAAGGCCGUCUCCCUCUGUAGAGGAAAGCUCAGAUCAGGAAGAGUCUGAAUUGGGUUCUCAGAGUCCAGAUUUAUUGUCACAGUCACAGAGGGUUGCCAGAAAAAAGUCCGGACAAGUACAGAGCAGAGCAAAGGCAGGGAAGAAAUCUGCUGCUGUGAGCAAGCCCAAGGCUCCAGGAAAGCAGACAAGGAGAAUGUCCCCAGGUGUAGAGGAAAGCUCAGAUGAAGAAGCUUCUGACCUGACCUCGCCAUCGCAGGCACAGACAGAUGCCACAGAAAAGUCUGAACUACAACAGAGCAGAGCAAAGACAGGGAAGAAGUAUGCUGCUGUGAGCAAACCCAGAAGGCCGUCUCCCUCUGUAGAGGAAAGCUCAGAUCAGGAAGAGUCUGAAUUGGGUUCUCAGAGUCCAGAUUUAUUGUCACAGUCACAGAGGGUUGCCAGAAAAAAGUCCGGACAAGUACAGAGCAGAGCAAAGGCAGGGAAGAAAUCUGCUGCUGUGAGCAAGCCCAAGUCUCCAGGAAAGCAGACAAGGAGAAUGUCCCCAGGUGCAGAGGAAAGCUCAGAUGAAGAAGCUUCUGACCUGACCUCGCCAUCGCAGGCACAGACAGAUGCCACAGAAAAGUCUGAACUACAACAGAGCAGAGCAAAGACAGGGAAGAAGUAUGCUGCUGUGAGCAAACCCAGAAGGCCGUCUCCCUCUGUAGAGGAAAGCUCAGAUCAGGAAGAGUCUGAAUUGGGUUCUCAGAGUCCAGAUUUAUUGUCACAGUCACAGAGGGUUGCCAGAAAAAAGUCCGGACAAGUACAGAGCAGAGCAAAGGCAGGGAAGAAAUCUGCUGCUGUGAGCAAGCCCAAGUCUCCAGGAAAGCAGACAAGGAGAAUGUCCCCAGGUGCAGAGGAAAGCUCAGAUGAAGAAGCUUCUGACCUGACCUCGCCAUCGCAGGCACAGACAGAUGCCACAGAAAAGUCUGAACUAGAACAAAGCAGAGCAAAGGCAGGGAAGAAGUAUGCUGCUGUGAACAAACCCAGAAGGCCGUCUCCCUCUGUAGAGGAAAGCUCAGAUCAGGAAGAGUCUGAAUUGGGUUCUCAGAGUCCAGAUUUAUUGUCACAGUCACAGAGGGUUGCCAGAAAAAAGUCCGGACAAGUACAGAGCAGAGCAAAGGCAGGGAAGAAAUCUGCUGCUGUGAGCAAGCCCAAGGCUCCAGGAAAGCGGACAAGGAGAAUGUCCCCAGGUGUAGAGGAAAGCUCAGAUGAAGAAGCUUCUGACCUGGAAUGUUCGAACCCAAAAAGCAGCUCAAAGUCUAUUGGGAAGAAGAAAAAUAAACCUUCAUCCACAUCUUCGGAUGAAGCUGGACCCUCCAAAAAGGUUAAGAAAUCACCAAAAAAUAUCACAGAGCUUGAUGUGGUGCUGGAUGCAUUUCAAGGUUUUGUGUCGGAAUACAAGGAGACUGUGGAAUCCAGUGUGUGCAGAAAGGCAAUAGAAAGACUGUAUAACAAGGUUUCUGAUCACCUUAUUGAAACGAUAAGUGAAGUGAAGGAGUGCACAGAACUAAAAAAGAAAAGCACAAAGAUUGUGAAUUCUAUUAAUAAGAAAAGAAGAAGCCUGAUUGAAGUCAAAAGUAACUUAAUAAAGAGGGAAACACAUCAGAGAAAAGUGCAGAAAGCAUAUGAAGAGCUGGAAGAGAGAUAUGCAGAUCUGAAGAGUGGCAAAGUUUUUUUAGACGACUUCAAGGAUCUGCAGAGUCAGUAUUUGGAGCAUAGAAAUAACAACCCUGGAGAGAGAGAAACGUAUGGUCUCUCCAGUCUUCCUUCAUUACUGCUGGAAGCACGAGGCGUUUUGGGAGCAGAAGAACAGCUCCAGAAUAUCAACUUUAAACUACAGCAAGCUAUUGGAAAUUAGGCAAUAACUAAACCAGACCGUGUGUGUCUCCUGUCUCUCUCUCGCUCCCGCUCUCUCUAAUUUGUUUUUGUACAUAUUUCGAAGGUACUAUAAGCCAAGUAAAAGUUUUUAUUCAUAUUUAUUUCUAUGAUUCAUAAACACCUUGUGCUGCACUGUUUGCAGGAGUUUGCCCUGUUUAGUUAAGAGAAUUGAUCAGUUCAAAAAGAGGAAUAAGCAUGUGUGCAUGUAUCUGAAACUACAUUUAGAGAAUGUAAGCAGAAUUUAGUGACAAUAUUUUGCAAUAAAAACAUGUAACAAACCAUUGAGUCUGGCCUGCUUGGCAUAUGAUAAACAAGAAAGAAUGUAGAUUAUACAGUAAAGCCAUUGUUAAAAUCUAGAAAAAGUGGCACACUCCUCAAAUAGUG